AUGAAUAAGUGCAUGAUAUUUUAUGAGUUGAAAGGAGGAAAGAAGCGAGUUACAUGCAAGCGAAUUGAAAAGUUGUGUAACAAGAAGGAGAAUGAGAACAAAUGUCAUCAAAUACAUUCAUUCAGAUCUGUCAUCGACAAAAGAGUCUUAGAAAGUUUUAUUGAAGAACAAGAAGAAGUACUUUAUGCUGGUUUUCUUCGAGGAGGAAAUAACUGA
Molecule: messenger RNA, 216 nt
Organism: Clunio marinus
Lineage: Eukaryota; Metazoa; Arthropoda; Insecta; Diptera; Chironomidae
Source: the annotation of a GenBank genome assembly